AUGGGCUGCAUUCAAAGCACCGGAUCGGAGGCGAAGAAGAGAUCAAAGUGGAUCGAUGAGCAGAUCCGGCAAGACAACGACCGGUGUUCGCAUGAAGUCAAACUAUUGCUUCUGGGCGCCGGAGAAUCUGGAAAGUCGACGAUCGUCCGUCAGAUGCGUAUUCUUCAUGAGACCGGAUUCAACAGACAGGAGCAGAUGCAGUACAAACCGGUGAUCUAUAACAAUGUGGUGCAGUCACUGCUCGCCAUGAUCCGUAUGAUGGGUCCACUCGAAAUUGAAUUCGCCGACCCAUCAAAUAAAACCGACGCCCAUCGCUUCGAGACCCACUACCUCCACCUGAACAACCUCGACCUCCCGGAAGCCUUCACUUUGGAACUCGCAGAUCUCAUGAAGAAUCUUUGGAAUGACGAAGGAAUCAAGAAAUGUUUCAAACGAUCUCGUGAAUUCCAGCUCAACGACUCCGCCGAGUACUAUCUGAAUGCGUUGGACCGUCUCUCUGCACCAGCGUAUCUUCCGACACAAGACGAUAUUCUCAGAGCACGUGUCAAAUCAACCGGUAUUGUGGAGACAGACUUCAUGUACAAGGAUUUGAACUUUAAAAUGUUCGAUGUAGGGGGUCAACGAUCAGAGCGCAAGAAAUGGAUUCACUGCUUCGAAGGUGUCACGGCAGUCAUCUUCUGUGUGGCGAUCAGUGAGUACGAUUUGAAGUUGGCCGAGGAUAAGACUAUGAACCGAAUGCACGAAUCCCUGCAACUCUUCUCGUCAAUCGUCAACAGUCGUUGGUUCCCACACACUUCCGUCAUACUAUUCCUCAAUAAGAUGGACGUUUUCGAAGAACGAAUCCGUCACUCACCACUCACAAUCUGCUUUCCAGAAUAUGAGGGAGGAAAUAGUGUGACUGAGACAUCCAACUAUAUCAGAAGUCGAUUCGAGAAGUUGAACAAGAGAGAGUCAGAGGCUCAUAAGGAAGUGUACAGUCACUUCACGUGUGCCACCGACACCAACAAUAUCCGAUUCGUUUUCGACGCCGUCACCGACAUCAUCAUCCGUGAUAAUCUUAAAGAUUGUGGUCUCUAUUAA
Caenorhabditis remanei is the source of this 1080-nucleotide messenger RNA. RefSeq lists its product as uncharacterized. The transcript is spliced from 5 exons. The coding region runs from base 1 to 1080 and encodes 359 amino acids. Gene Ontology annotation, molecular function: GTPase activity; G-protein beta/gamma-subunit complex binding; G protein-coupled receptor binding. The record is from RefSeq and is a predicted model, not a curated record. Gene Ontology annotation, biological process: adenylate cyclase-modulating G protein-coupled receptor signaling pathway. Gene Ontology annotation, cellular component: heterotrimeric G-protein complex. NCBI's taxonomy places the organism in Eukaryota, Metazoa, Nematoda, Chromadorea, Rhabditida, Rhabditidae.